Mytilus californianus (California mussel) is the source of this 2480-nucleotide messenger RNA. Its product is annotated as pyruvate dehydrogenase E1 component subunit alpha, mitochondrial-like. Bases 103 to 1257 code for a protein of 384 amino acids. Gene Ontology annotation, cellular component: intracellular membrane-bounded organelle. The transcript is spliced from 9 exons. Gene Ontology annotation, molecular function: pyruvate dehydrogenase (acetyl-transferring) activity. Gene Ontology annotation, biological process: pyruvate decarboxylation to acetyl-CoA. NCBI's taxonomy places the organism in Eukaryota, Metazoa, Mollusca, Bivalvia, Mytilida, Mytilidae. The record is from RefSeq and is a predicted model, not a curated record.
UACUGAUAGACAUCAUUUGCAUUGCUUUGUUAAAAAAAACAGCAAACGUUACAAAUUAUUUUUCACAGACACAAGCGGCUUAUUGACCUCCAAAUUUCCAAAAUGUUGUCGACUGUUGGGAGGGCCUUGCGAAAUUCUUCUACACCGAAAACACUAUUUGUUGGGGCAAGAUGUGCAUCAAAUGAGGCAACAUUUGAAGUGGCACAAUGUAAACUACACAAACUAGAGCAAGGUCCUGCUACUACAGUCACCUGUACCAGGGAGGAUGCAUUAAAAUACUACAGACAGAUGCAAACCAUCAGAAGAAUGGAAACAACAGCAGGGAACCUGUACAAAAGUAAACAGAUCAGAGGAUUCUGUCAUCUGUAUUCUGGACAGGAAGCAUGUUGUGUAGGUAUGGAGAAUUCCAUUACACCAGACGACUCUGUAAUCACAGCAUACAGAGCCCAUGGUUGGGCCUAUAUUAGAGGUAUAUCUGUCCAUGGUGUACUGGCUGAAUUAAUUGGCAAAAAGACGGGAUGUGCACAAGGAAAAGGAGGGUCUAUGCACAUGUAUGCUAAGAACUUUUAUGGUGGAAAUGGGAUUGUAGGAGCACAGGUUCCAUUAGGAGCGGGUAUAGCAUUCACCCAGAAAUACCUGAACAAUGGUAAUAUCUGUAUAACACUGUAUGGGGAUGGAGCAGCUAACCAGGGUCAAGUUUUUGAGGCAUUCAACAUUGCUAUGUUAUGGAAACUUCCAUGUAUAUUUGUCUGUGAGAACAAUGGUUAUGGUAUGGGUACAAGUGUAGAGCGAGCAUCUUACAGUACAGAUUAUUAUACCAGAGGAGAUUAUAUGCCAGGGCUUAGGGUAGAUGGUAUGGAUGUAUUAGCAGUGAAGGAAGCCACUAGAUUUGCUAAAGAUUAUGUUUUGAAGAAUGGUCCUCUCCUUAUAGAGUGUGCUACAUAUAGAUACUCAGGUCACAGUAUGAGUGAUCCAGGCACAAGCUACAGAACAAGAGAAGAGAUACAGGAAGUAAGACAGACCAGGGAUCCUAUCACCAGUUUUAAACAGAAACUACUAGAAUCAAAUUUAGUAACAGAAGAUGAACUCAAGAAAAUAGAUCAAGAUGUAAGAAAAGAAGUAACAGAAUCGGAGAAGCUAGCUAUAGCUGAUGCUGGUCCCCCGCUGGAGGACAUGUACGAUCACAUUUAUGUCCAGCCUGACGCAGACUUUAAAGUCAGAACAUGUGAUCCUGUUACAAUGGUGGCUUCACGAUAAAAGUCCUUACAGACCAUACUCAAUUUGCUGUCAAUUAUUGUUAUUUAUAUUAUUUAAGAUUACAUUUUGUAGGGGUGCAAUGAUCUUUUUAUACAUAUCACAAAAAUUCAGGUGUUGUAUGUUAAGUUAUUUCUUUGGUGAUUGUCUAGCUACUAAAGAAGGUCAUACAUGCAAUAUCUGUUUAAUGAUAGGCAAAAUAUUUUUGUAAAUUUUUAUGAAGUUCCAUAUCUGGACAUAAACAAAGGUAGUUUUAUAAAGUUAUUGGAUGUUUAAACACUGUAUUUGACUAUUUCACUCACAAAUUUUAUAUUCAGUUAAUUGGUUUUCAUAUUUGAGACUAAAAUGUAUUGUUGCACCCCUAAGAAUUUGUGAUACAAUCAACAGAUAUUAAGAACUAAUGAAGUCUUAAAAAUAUAUUUAAGAAAAGAAAUAUACUUGUAACAAAAGUAUUUUUUGACUAAGAUAGACUUUGAAUGCUGGAAUUUCUUUUAAUUAAGCAGUUAACUGAACUAUGAAAAACAAAGCAUCUAAGGUCAGACAUGAACCAUAAAUAUCUGUUCAUUCCAAUUUGAAUCUCAAUCAGCCAAAUAAUUUUUUUUUCAGUGUACAUUUUUUUAGUUGUAAUAGUGAAAUACAUUUAAAUUGACAGCUUCUCUCUGUACAUGUAUAACAAAACAUUACUAAUUUCAAAAAAGAGAAUAUUUAUGAUAUUCAAGAAGGUAAAAGAUAAAUUUUUUCCUUCCCAUUUGUCAGAUCUUUUUUCAUUUUUUAAAAUCUAAAUGAUAUAAAACAGGAAUGGUUCCACUGAAUAAGUUUUAUUUAAUGAGUUAUUAAUGUUAUGUUGAUAUAUUUACUUCGUAAAUUUGUCAAUUCUGCGGAGAUUAAACUGAAAAAAACUAUUAGCAGCUGAUUAAAAUAAUAAAUAAAUAUAUCUUCUCAGGUCCUUAUUCAUCUACUCAAAACUUGCCUAAUGGAUAAUUUUAUUUUGAAAAAAAAAUCAGCAAAGUUUGAGAAUUUUUACUUGUAAUAAUUGUAUACAGUAUACUUUGUGGAAAAUUGGAAAAAAAAACAGUACAUCCAUGAUUCAUAUGAAAUUUAAAGAGCUUCUGAGAAGCUUCAGUUGUUAUAUAGCUGUUAUAUUUGUGAUGAAGUAUUGCAUGAGUCAUACAUUUUAUGUACAAUUGAGUUUAUUUUUAUUUGAAUAUGCAAUAAAAUUAAAACUA